Messenger RNA from Trichoderma asperellum CBS 433.97, 699 nucleotides. RefSeq lists its product as uncharacterized. NCBI's taxonomy places the organism in Eukaryota, Fungi, Ascomycota, Sordariomycetes, Hypocreales, Hypocreaceae. The record is from RefSeq and is a predicted model, not a curated record.
AUGAGAACCUCCGCCGUCAUCGUCGCCGCCGCCGCCGCUCUGGCCAGCGCUCAGGCUCCUCCCGAGGGCACCAACAAGGUGACCUGCGCCAAGCCCAACGCCAACUACUGCCUUCCUGGCGGUAUCAUCGUCCGCUGCGACGCCAACGGCAUUGGCACUGCGGGCCGCUGCUCUGACAACGUUGCCGGAUACCCUCCUGCGGGCGGUGUUGCCGAGUGCUGGCAGAGCGGUCCCCUCGUUGGUGACGCCGCUUGCCAGAAGAACUGUGUCGUCUAUGCUCAGCCUUCUUCCUUCACUCUGCCUGCCUCUCAGUGCACGCCCAGCGCCGUUGUGUCCUCCGGCAGCGGCUCUCCCACCACCCUGGCCACUGCUCCUCAGACCUCUGCCCCCAGCACCAUUGUCUACACCACCACUGUAGUCAACGGAACCGUCACCCUGACCGUUCCUUGCACCACCGAGGCCACUUCCGUCACUGGAGUUGUUCCUCCCCCGAUCACUCCCACCGUCACUCCUCCCGCCGGCACUGGCGCUCCUCCCCCUCCUCCUGCUGGCGGCAACCAGACUGCUCCCACCGGCUCCAACACUCCCGUCGGACCUACUACUACUGGCCCUCACGUCGUCCCUACCAACGCCGCUGGCUCCAACCGCGCGACUGGUGCUCUGGCCGUCAUGGGUCUCGUCGCUGCUUACUUCCUGUAA